AUUAGCUAUAUUUCUUUGUUGCAGAUCUACUAGGAUGAGAGCUAUAUUUUUAGUGUUUUUUGGUCUUGUUGCCUUGGCAACGGCACAGCGUCGUCUUGCAUUGCCGGAUCCGCGAAGCUGCGCCAGCCGUGUGCGACACGCAACGUAUAGAGAUGCGCGUGGUGUCGCUCACUCAUACUUCUUCAGCUGGGAACAUCAGCCAACAAGAAGCUUAGAGGUCGACUGGCUCGACGCCAGGAACAUCUGCAGACGCCAUUGCAUGGACGCCGUGUCGCUCGAGACACCCCAAGAGAAUGAAUUUAUUAAGCAGAGAAUCGCACGAGGUAACAUACGAUACAUCUGGACUUCUGGUCGCAAAUGCAACUUCAACGGCUGUGACCGACCUGACCUCCAGCCCCAGAAUGUUAAUGGAUGGUUCUGGUCCGGAUCCGGUGCCAAAAUCGGAUCCACGAACCAACGCAAUACCGGGGAUUGGAGUCACACCGGAGGUUACGGUACUCCGCAACCUGAUAAUCGCGAGGCCGCUCAGGGUAAUGACGAGUCAUGCCUGUCGAUCUUGAAUAACUUUUAUAACGAUGGGCUCAAGUGGCACGACGUUGCCUGCCAUCACAUCAAACCCUUCGUCUGCGAAGACAGCGACGAGCUCUUGAACUUCGUCGCUUCAAGAAAUCCUGGCGUUCGCCUUUAAGUAAGCAUCCUGUAACUUCAGCAGUAGCGAAUUUCAAGAAGACCAGUAAUAGCAUCGUCGAAGCGUUUUUUUUUUUUUGUUUUUUU
This is a messenger RNA of Ceratosolen solmsi marchali, 774 nucleotides long. RefSeq names its product C-type lectin 5 (gene CTL5). NCBI's taxonomy places the organism in Eukaryota, Metazoa, Arthropoda, Insecta, Hymenoptera, Agaonidae. Bases 35 to 688 code for a protein of 217 amino acids. The transcript is spliced from 4 exons. The record is from RefSeq and is a predicted model, not a curated record.